AUGAAAAGAGUCCCUACCUCUACAAAUGAAAAGGCACCUUUACUGCUGAGCCCUGUUAGUGUUGGAUCAACAGUUGGUACUAGAUCGUCAAGUCGUAAAAAAGUCAGAAGAACUUUUGUAAUUGAUCUCACUUCAUCUGCUCCAGUAAUAAAUCCUACCCCAGCACCAGAGCCUGUGUUGCUACCAAAGCCAAUAGAAACAAGUGAAGAUAAAGUUUUGCGCUUAGAAAAAAGGCUAAGACGAUACAGACAAAAGCUAAAGACUAACUCUUAUAUAUAAAUAAUUAUUUAUUUCGAAAAAAAAAUUAAUUUUAUUCAAAUUUAUAUAGGGGAUAUUAAGGAUAUACUUGAACUAGAUUUAAGAGAAAAUAUUUCAAAACUUAAUUUAAGCCUAGACCAAAAAACAAAGGAAUAUGAAAGAGAAAAGACUGAAAUUUUAAAAUCUAAGUUUUCGCUAGAAAAAACAAUAGAAGAUAAGCAAGAAAAAAUUGAUAAAAUUUCUCAAGAAAACAAGCGCUUACAAGAUGAGCUCCAUGAAGCAAAAAGUAUUUUUAUUCAAGCUGGGCAAGAAAAAGGCUCUUUAUACGCUUUGCAAAUGGAAAAUAUGCAAGAGAAGCUUUUUGCUAAAAGUGAAAGAGUCAGCCAAUUAGAGCUUGAACUCUCAAAAUCUAAAAGAAAAAUUGAGUCUUUAGAGAGCAAAGUAUAGCCAAUCACAUAAUUUACAGUCAUUUCUUACCUGUCAAGAAUUUUUGACAAAGCCGUUGAUCUUUUUUAUAUUAUAUAUAAUUAUGUGUGAAAAAUAAACAAUGAACUAUACAAGAAAUGAAAAUUGAAAUAGAAGCAAAGAAAACAUUAAAUAGCACGAUUGAGUAA
Blepharisma stoltei is the source of this 872-nucleotide messenger RNA. NCBI's taxonomy places the organism in Eukaryota, Ciliophora, Heterotrichea, Heterotrichida, Blepharismidae. The record is from the annotation of a GenBank genome assembly.